AUCAUUUUCAUCACCAAUAUUUCAAAUUAAACGAAACACCAUAAAUACAAAUAAGAUUAGAAAGAUGUCUGCGGUUCGGCUAAGGAACGCAAACACUCCGGCUCCGGAGCUCGACGAGUUUUCCGAUGAGCCACCGUCAGAAACACGGGUGCUCAGAAGACAGAUGUCAGUGUCUCAGCGAGCCAUGUCAAACACGCUGACGUCAGCAGCCAAUCUCUCAAACCUGCUCCCAACGGGAACACUCCUCGCGUUUCAACUCCUAACGCCCGUUUUCACUUCGAACGGCGUUUGCGACCACGCAACGCGUUUCCUAACCGCCGUUCUCCUCUACCUCUUGGCCGCGUCUUGCUUCGUCAGCUCCUUCACCGAUAGCGUCAAAGCCGACGACGGAACUAUCUACUUCGGUUUCGUCACGUUCAAAGGCAUGUGGGUCGUUGACUAUCCUGACCCGUCCGGGUUGGGUUUACCCGAUUUAUCCAAAUAUCGGAUGCGGGUCGUUGAUUGGAUCCACGCUACGUUGUCGGUUUUAGUGUUCGGAGCCGUUGCGUUGAGAGAUAAGUAUGUAACGGACUGCUUUUGUCCGUCGCCGGAGGCAGAGACGAAACAUGUCUUGGACAUUGUUCCGGUGGGUGUUGGUGUUAUGUCCAGCCUUUUGUUUAUGGUUUUCCCGACGAGACGUCACGGCAUUGGUUAUCUUGUCACCGGAAAUGUUGACCGGCGGUGAUUUACAUUCAAACACGGUUGCGUUUUCAAGGUGGGAUGACUAUAUUAUUUCUUCGUUUGUUUUCUUGUUUGUUUGUAUUCAUACGUUACGAAAUUUCUUAUAAUGUACAUUAAUAAAUUAUAUCUAGCUAUUGAAAAUUAUAUAAGCAAACGGUCUCAUAUAUGUCUAUAACUUUUUUAUUAAUUAUAUAUUACCAUU
Messenger RNA from Capsella rubella, 922 nucleotides. RefSeq names its product protein DMP5. The transcript has a single exon. Lineage: Eukaryota; Viridiplantae; Streptophyta; Magnoliopsida; Brassicales; Brassicaceae. The coding region runs from base 65 to 724 and encodes 219 amino acids. Gene Ontology annotation, biological process: endomembrane system organization. The record is from RefSeq and is a predicted model, not a curated record.